UCGUACUUACGUAUGGAUAAUAUGGUUUUACUUUAACCUAUUCAAUAAAUUUAAUAUUCUCAUUAGUCAUUUUUCGUUCUCACAUCUUUUCGUUCCAGUUUUUCCUCGAUCGUAAUUUUAUAUUACAUUUCACUGUUUGAACUACCAGAAGCUUUACCUCAUCGAAAUGGCAUCAAUCGCAACCAAAUUCCGCCCACUUUUUGAUCGAGUUUUGGUCAAACGUUUGGACGCUGUUAAACAAAGUAAAGGAGGUAUAAUGUUGCCAGAGAGUGCUUCGAAAAAAAUUCUUGAGGCAACUGUUGUAGCUGUAGGACCUGGUGCAAGAAAUCAGGAUGGAAAACCAAUACCAAUUGAUGUUAAAGUCGGCGAUCGAGUGUUGUUACCUGAAUAUGGUGGUACUAAAAUUCAAUUGGACGAUGAUGAUUCAUACACAAUUUUCAAAGAAUCAGAAUUAUUAGCAAAAGUAGAGUAAUUAUAAAUAAAUUAUGUGUUACACAAUUAUAAUGCGACUGAUUAAUUUAGUGGGAAAUAGUUACGUUCAAAUUUGUUUAAAAUUUAAAAAAAUUCCACCAUUUAACUUCUGAUUAUGCUUUAAAUAGCUCUAUAUUCAUUUUAAAUAUAAUUUAUGUCUAAUGUUUUUUAUUAUUUAUAUUUAAAAUAAACUAGUUUUGAAAAUUGAA
Messenger RNA from Aphis gossypii (cotton aphid), 680 nucleotides. RefSeq names its product 10 kDa heat shock protein, mitochondrial-like. Gene Ontology annotation, molecular function: protein-folding chaperone binding; ATP binding; metal ion binding. NCBI's taxonomy places the organism in Eukaryota, Metazoa, Arthropoda, Insecta, Hemiptera, Aphididae. The record is from RefSeq and is a predicted model, not a curated record. The transcript has 3 exons. Gene Ontology annotation, cellular component: mitochondrial matrix. The coding region runs from base 167 to 472 and encodes 101 amino acids.